This is a messenger RNA of Aspergillus piperis CBS 112811, 222 nucleotides long. RefSeq lists its product as uncharacterized. The transcript has 2 exons. The record is from RefSeq and is a predicted model, not a curated record. The coding region runs from base 1 to 222 and encodes 73 amino acids. NCBI's taxonomy places the organism in Eukaryota, Fungi, Ascomycota, Eurotiomycetes, Eurotiales, Aspergillaceae.
AUGGAGAAGAGGGAAGGUAAAAAGGGGAACCGCGAGUCUGGAAGCCAUAAAAAGACCCAAGUGGAUCGGUUCCUUUCCCCCCAAGGGAACAUUUACAGAAGAGACAAAAUCUUUUCUGGUCACAUGCGGUUCCGGAGUUCGGGCGCGGCAGGCAAAUCAGUGAUCAGGCCCAUCCACGCCCGGGGCUGCCGAGAUGCUGAUUGGUGGGACAUUCCUGAUUGA